Molecule: messenger RNA, 2457 nt
Organism: Trichomycterus rosablanca
Lineage: Eukaryota; Metazoa; Chordata; Actinopteri; Siluriformes; Trichomycteridae
Gene: c9h1orf198
Product: chromosome 9 C1orf198 homolog
Exons: 4
Coding region: 1-993 (330 amino acids)
Source: RefSeq, a predicted model, not a curated record
AUGGCCGCUACGGCAAUGGAGGCUUCCUCGGCCGAGGCGCGCCUCACCGAGGCCAAAAAGUUCGAAUAUUUCAGCUCCAUCAACUCCAUGGCGAGAAAGAUCAUGCAGGAGAGAGAGAAGAUAAAGGAUCAGUACGGUUCGGCCUGGGAGGACAUGACUCCGGUUGAACAGGACUCGGCUAUAGAUGACGGGAUGAUGGAGCCCAAAAUCCGCGCUCGCUACGGGAUGCACCGGGUGGAGCGGUCAGAGGUGCAGUGUUACCCCAAACUGCUCAUUCAAACCGGGCAGAAAAUAGUCCACUUCGGGGACGAGGAUCUUACGUGGCAAGACGAGCAUUCUGCGCCCUUCUCCUGGGAAACCAAAAGUCAGUUGGAAUUCAGCAUGAAUUCGGGUUCUUCUGAGCCCGUCUCAAACUCUGCAACAGAAUCCAAACCAAAAACGACCCAGAGCGUCAAACUUCCUGGCAUUGAGGUUUCAGGUUCGGCUCGCCGUGAUGAAGAGUCCUCCUUCUGGAAGCUGAGUGCUGAGAGAUCCCGUCUGGAGGGCGAGAAGGCCGACUUCCAGUCUCUCACACCCAGUCAGAUCAAGUCAAUGGAGAAAGGCGAGAAGCCGCUGCCCUCGUACCUGAGAAACGAGUCCGUCUCCAAAGAGUCACAGGAACCCGCACCAUCUCGCUCAGUAAAACAGAGAGUCAUCAAACCCCCUGCUCCUCCUCCGCCAGCUCCAAUCAGUGUGACCCCGGCAGCCAUGACGGUGACUCCGACUCCCCCUGCGCCACAGGGAGGAUGGGAGAAGUCACAGAGCACGCUGCCAUCCGUCAGCAGCAUUCCGGAUGAUGUGUUCACUCCUAAUUUCACUCCCAAAACACAGACAGAACCAGCUAAAGAUGUGGAGAAGGAGGAAAGCUCACAAGCUGCAAGCCCAACCUUCUCACAAUUUAACACUAGUAGCAACAUCCUGAGGACUGGCUUUGAUUUCUUGGAUAACUGGUAACAUCUGAGCAGCAGAGUGGUGGAUCCAUUCCAGGCUAAAGGACCUUCAGCUUUCACACCAGACAACCCACCCACACUUCUCUAUAGAGCUGUUACAGACCUGUUACAUGCAGAGCUGUGACAGCCCAGCUCAUGUUUAUAGGACCUUCAUGAAGCUUCAGUUAAUGUUACAUUGGAAUUAAGAAAUUCUUUAAUUAAAGUCUUUUAAUUUAAAAAGUCCACACUACUAAAACAUAUUAGUUUUGGACCUACAGGAAUAAACCUUUCUGAAUGGUUCAAGACACUUGUAGCUAUGGUUGAAUUAAACCUUAUUAUUGGUUGAACAGGUACCAUCAGCAGGAGUCCUGAGGACCUAGCUCUCUGUUAGGAGUUUAGCAUGUUCUUCUAGCAUGUGUUCAUGUAGUAUUUCAGAUACUCCAGUAUCAUUAUAUACCUUGCAGAUUGACUACCAGGGGGAACAACAUGAAAUAUUGGCCAAGUUAGUUUUUUAGUUUGUGUAGGUUCAAUGUAGGUCAAUCUAAGGGCUCCUCAUACUCGACCCUGUAGUAAAAAGCCGCUAAAUCUGAUCCUGUUAAUGAUGUAACCAGUUCAGUAUCAGACUCAAGAACACAACAGUGCAUGAAAAAUCUAAAAUCUGAUGGUAGCUUUUGCUUAGUCAUAACUCACAGUGUCAGUUUAGAUCCUAACUCAUCAACUUAUCUAAAAUGCAUUCAUCUCAUUUCAUCCCAUUUUCAUGUUUUACUAGUGCUUUAUCCUGGUCAGGGUCACAGUGGGUUCAGUUUUGCCAGAAUCACCGGGCACAGUGCAGUAACGCACCUCAGACAGGACACCAAUCCAUCACGUCGUAUCUAAAAAAUAAUAAUAUAAUCGAAAUGGCAAAAAUCCAUAGAAAAUAAAAGCCAGAAAACACUCAAGGUUUCCCUUUUCCUCCAAAACAUGCAGAAAGUGGAUUGGCUGCCUUAGGUAUGAGUGAAUAAGUGACUGCAUGUAUGUGUUUGUUGCCUGAUGGUGUAUACCUGCCCUACAGCCAAGGUUUUCAGCGUGAUCCUGACUAUGAUGAAGCAGUUAUUGAAAAUGAGGAAUGAAAAUAUAUCAAAACUCAAAACAAAAAUACCAGCUUGAUAGAACACUAACUAGACUCCACUAGCCUGUUGGUAUUGUAGGGUUUUUUCAGACUGAACGGUGCCCUUUCUCGGCAUUUUGUAGGUUAUUUUUGUUACACAGACCUGAGUACUAGUGUUGUACAUGAAUCUUGAUGUAAGAAAGAUGAAUCAUGGCUUUGAAAUGAUGCAUUUUACACUACGCUAGUUUUCUAGAAUUUUCUACGCAACCUGUCAUUUAUGAUCAUGUAUCGCUCUUGCAACCUGUAAAAGAAGUAUUUAUAAUAUGUAUUUCUUUCUGCUUCCUUCUCUUGACUUUCUCUUUCCCCUUCUGAUACAUGAAUGUUUGAACAUACAUUAAAAAU